Messenger RNA from Cryptococcus amylolentus CBS 6039, 528 nucleotides. RefSeq lists its product as hypothetical. The record is from RefSeq and is a predicted model, not a curated record. The transcript has a single exon. Lineage: Eukaryota; Fungi; Basidiomycota; Tremellomycetes; Tremellales; Cryptococcaceae. The coding region runs from base 1 to 528 and encodes 175 amino acids.
AUGUUUCCCGAGUGCGAUGCAAAAGGUCUUCAGCCUUGGUCGAAUCUCGUCUCCCUUGGCGGAGCACACGGGUUGGGCUUGAACAUUUCUUGCGAGGAGUGUGAUACGCUCUAUACCUUGAUGGACAAGUAUGGGUGCGACGAGAGCCUGUACGAAUGUCUGCGUUCCCAGAUAACGUUCAUGGCGAGAGAGAAGGAAUGGGAGAUGUUCAUUAUGGCUUCGCAUGGGAACGACAGGAUUUUGGGGAAGCGCGCUUUGGACAAAAUGGAUGACAAAACUUUCUUGGAGGAAGGUUUUAGCAAAAGAAUCAGACGUCUCAGUGAUACUUGGGCAUUGGCUGUCUAUCAGGCGCUUUACACUAAAGACCCAAACUUGAGUCCCGAGACUAUCUGCCCUGGGAGUAACGAGUGGACAAGUGGGAAGUGGCGAACAGAACUUUCUCGUGCUGUAGAUGUGGCAGCCUCUGAUUUCAUCAAUCUAUAUCAUUGGAGAAAGGAUCUCCUGGCUACUUUGUUUGCAAAAGAUUGA